Daucus carota subsp. sativus is the source of this 1455-nucleotide messenger RNA. Its product is annotated as peptidyl-prolyl cis-trans isomerase FKBP42. The transcript has 8 exons. The record is from RefSeq and is a predicted model, not a curated record. Gene Ontology annotation, molecular function: peptidyl-prolyl cis-trans isomerase activity; protein binding. Lineage: Eukaryota; Viridiplantae; Streptophyta; Magnoliopsida; Apiales; Apiaceae. Bases 155 to 1261 code for a protein of 368 amino acids.
ACUUAACAUCAAACUCGAGUCAAAUACACAGUCACACAUUUCAACUACUUCUUCGCCGGUCUAUCUAGAAUCUUCUUUGGUUUUUACAAAACCCCUUCUGCUUUCUUUUGGGAUCCAAACCCAGAUAGUGUAUUGUUGAUAACUGAUUUGGAAAAUGGAGCAAGUGCAUGAGGAACAUCAAGAUCAACAUCAAUCAGCUGUUCAAGAUGGUGAACCUGAAAUUGUAACUGAAGGGGCCUCUUUUGUGCAUGGAGAACCUCCACAAGAUGGCAGUGGCCCUCCAAAAGUUGAUUCCCAAGUGGAAGUCCUCCAUGAGAAAGUGACCAAGCAGGUUAUCAAGGAAGGCCAUGGUCAGAAGCCAUCAAAAUAUUCGACAUGCUUUGUGCACUAUAGAGCCUGGACUGAAAUCACCCAGCACAAGUUUGAAGACACUUGGCAUGAACAACAAUUACUUGAGCUGAUCCUAGGCAAAGAGAAAAAAGAAAUGACAGGAUUAGCAAUUGGUGUGUCCAACAUGAAAUCUGGCGAACGUGCUCUUUUACAUGUGGGUUGGGAAUUAGGAUAUGGAAAAGAAGGAAACUUCUCCUUCCCAAAUGUUCCUCCCAUGGCCGAUAUCAUAUAUGAAGUUGAGCUCAUUGGAUUUGACGAAGUCAAAGAAGGUAAGGCUCGUAGUGACAUGACAGUAGAAGAGCGAAUUAGUUCUGCGGAUAGAAGAAAAAUGGAUGGCAAUGCUUUAUUUAAAGAGGAAAAACUGGAGGAGGCUAUCCAACAAUAUGAAAUGGCCAUAGCGUAUAUGGGUGAUGACUUUAUGUUCCAGUUGUUCGGCAAAUACCAGGACAUGGCUAUGGCAGUGAAAAACCCUUGUCACCUAAACAUGGCAGCAUGUAUGAUAAAGCUUAAGCGUUAUGAAGAAGCUAUCGAGCAUUGCAGCAUUGUAUUGGCCGAGGACAAGGAGAAUGUAAAAGCACUGUUUAGGCGAGGAAAGGCUAAAGCAGAACUUGGACAGACUGAUGCAGCUCGAGAAGACUUCCUUAAGGCAGGAAAAUAUGCUCCUGGUGACAAAGCAAUAGCAAAGGAGUUAAGAUUGCUUGCUGAGCAUGACAAGGCUGUGUAUAGUAAGCAAAAGGAGCUUUACAAAGGAUUGUUUGGACCACCGCCACAGCCUAAACCGAAGAACACUAAUAGGCUAAUCCUACUUUGGCAAUGGCUUGUAGCAUUUUUGUAUCGCCUUUUCAGACGGGAAAGACAAAAGACGGACUAAAGUACCGUUGCGGCAGGUAGACUUGUUCUUUAUGUAUUCUUAUUGUACUCCUGAGAUAACUACAACAAUACAAUAGUCUUCUUUACAGCAUACCAAAAUGUUGUCUGGCAAUGCUACUGCUAUAACUUUCUGAAUAGCAUCAUAAAUCAUUAUAUUUGCAGGGACUAAAAUUCUUUCUUGCUUCUGAUUUUCCA